AUGCAGGCACUGGCGCGGGCGGCGCGGGGGCUCUGGCCGGCGGCGGGGAGGGGGCAGGUGCAGUUGCAGCCGGCGCGGGGGAUCGUGGUGCAGGUGAGGGACGGCAACCUGGAGCGCGCGCUGCAGGUGAUGGAGCGCAAGAUGCGGUCCAGCGGCAUCGAGCGGCUCAUCAAGCGCCGGACGGAGCACCACGUCAAGAACUCGGAGAAGCGCGUGCUCGCGCGCAAGGCGCUCAUGGCGCGCGUCCGCUCCCAGGAGCUCGGCAAGAGCCUCCGCGACAUCCUCAUCAAGAAGAUCAGGGGUCAGUAAGGGCAUCUCUCAGGGGGCAGCAUUUCAGCAACAUUCGACGGUACUACAGGGGGGUUACAACGCCAUUCCUCAUGGGUGCUCCAUGUUGAACAUGUAAUCAAUCUCCGUGGUGGGAUGUAGUAACUGAACUGAUGAUGUUUUUUUUAACUAUAGAUCUGUUUACAGCAGGUUGAUAAUAACUCACCUGCGUGCCAAGAAUCUUUUCACGUCUUGGAUCAUAGGCAAGGUUAUGAUAAAUUGUUUGUUGAGGAAUUUUUAUGGUACACCUUAGUAAUGUACUGUUCUUGGUGUCUCUGAA
This is a messenger RNA of Aegilops tauschii subsp. strangulata, 607 nucleotides long. RefSeq lists its product as uncharacterized. The record is from RefSeq and is a predicted model, not a curated record. NCBI's taxonomy places the organism in Eukaryota, Viridiplantae, Streptophyta, Magnoliopsida, Poales, Poaceae. Gene Ontology annotation, molecular function: structural constituent of ribosome. Gene Ontology annotation, cellular component: ribosome. Gene Ontology annotation, biological process: translation.